This is a messenger RNA of Clarias gariepinus (North African catfish), 4679 nucleotides long. RefSeq names its product membrane-associated ring finger (C3HC4) 6 (gene marchf6). The transcript has 26 exons. Gene Ontology annotation, cellular component: endoplasmic reticulum membrane. Lineage: Eukaryota; Metazoa; Chordata; Actinopteri; Siluriformes; Clariidae. Gene Ontology annotation, molecular function: zinc ion binding. The record is from RefSeq and is a predicted model, not a curated record. Bases 267 to 3014 code for a protein of 915 amino acids.
UCGAGUCUGUCUGUGGCUCGGAGAUGGAGGCAGUAGUGUGUUGUCGGCUUGUGAUAGGGGAAGCUUGACGUCUUAGUGAGCAUAGUUUAACCGGUGUCUGAAAGCUGCGGGACGAAAACAGUUUGUCUCCGGUGUUAUGAGGAGUUAAGUCCAUGACGUGUUCGUGCUUAGACGUUAGCGGGUUUGUGGUCUGACUGCGGGCCGCAGCUGUUACACGGGGUUAUGUGUUGACUGGAGCAGAACAGUGCGUCACGGCUAGCUUCAAGAUGGACACUGGAGAAGAAGCUGAUAUAUGUCGAGUGUGUCGCUCUGAGGGCACUCAAGACAAACCCCUCUACCAUCCUUGUGUCUGCACUGGAAGUAUUAAAUUCAUUCACCAAGAAUGCUUGGUGCAGUGGCUGAAACACAGCAGAAAAGAGUAUUGCGAAUUAUGCAAGCACAGAUUCGCUUUCACGCCAAUUUAUUCUCCAGACAUGCCUUCUCGGCUUCCAGUACAGGACAUUUUUGCAGGUCUUGUGACCAGUAUUGGCACGGCCAUCCGAUACUGGUUCCAUUAUACGCUGGUGGCCUUUGCCUGGCUGGGAGUUGUACCUUUGACAGCAUGUCGAAUCUAUAAAUGUCUGUUUACCGGGUCUGUAAGCUCCCUCCUGACGCUGCCGUUAGACAUGCUUUCCACGGAGAACCUACUGGCGGACUGUCUGCAGGGCUGCUUCGUGGUGACCUGCACACUCUGCGCCUUUAUAAGCUUGGUGUGGUUACGGGAGCAGAUUGUUCACGGUGGAGCUCCACUGUGGCUGGAGCAGAACCAACAGCAGCCUGCCAAUGCAGCGGGGCAGAAUAAUGAGGCUCCAGCUGCAGGUAAUGGAGGUGUGGAGAAUCAGCCUGCUCCAGCCCCGGCCGAUCCCCCUGCAGAUAACGCAGCAGCAGCAGGCGAGGUGCUUGACCCCCAACCCGACCAAGCCGAGGAAAUGGAGAUGGAUAACGAGGAUGAGGAGGAGGCGGGCGCAGAGGACGCAGCCGAUGCAAAUAAUGGUGCACAAGACGAUAUGAACUGGAAUGCUUUGGAAUGGGACCGUGCUGCUGAGGAGCUCACAUGGGAACGGAUGCUUGGGCUUGAUGGAUCCCUCGUUUUCUUGGAGCAUGUAUUCUGGGUGGUGUCUCUCAACACGCUCUUCAUUUUGGUUUUUGCUUUUUGUCCAUACCAUAUUGGACACUUUUCAGUCGUGGGACUUGGCUUUGAAGAUUACGUUCGCGCUUCUCACUUCGAGGGCCUCAUCACCACCAUUGUGGGCUAUGUCCUGUUGGCGGUAACGCUCAUUGUAUGCCAUGGCUUAGCUGCAUUGGUGAGAUUCCAAAGAUCACGGAGAUUGUUAGGAGUCUGUUAUAUUGUGGUUAAGGUGUCGUUGUUAGUCGUCGUAGAGAUCGGUGUAUUCCCUCUCAUCUGUGGCUGGUGGCUGGAUAUCUGCUCCCUGGAAAUGUUUGACGCAUCCUUAAAGGACAGAGAGCUAAGUUUUGAGUCAGCUCCUGGCACCACCAUGUUUCUGCACUGGCUUGUAGGCAUGGUCUACGUCUUUUACUUCGCAUCCUUUAUCCUGCUGCUUCGUGAGGUUCUCAGGCCUGGAGUCUUGUGGUUUCUCAGAAACCUUAACGAUCCAGAUUUUAACCCGGUCCAAGAAAUGAUCCAUCUUCCGAUAUACAGACAUCUGAGAAGAUUCAUACUAUCAGUGGUCGUGUUUGGGUCGAUAGUCCUGUUGAUGCUCUGGUUGCCCAUUCGGAUAAUCAAACACAUCUUGCCAGCCUUCCUUCCCUACAAUGUGAUGCUCUACAGUGAUGCUCCAGUGAGUGAGCUGUCCCUAGAGCUCCUUUUGUUGCAGGUGGUUUUGCCUGCUCUGCUGGAGCAGGGACACACACGGCAGUGGCUAAAGGGAUUGGUGAGAGCAUGGACAGUCACCGCUGGCUAUUUACUGGACCUGCACUCGUAUCUGCUGGGAGACCAGGAGGAGAACGAGAACAACGCCAACCAGGCAGCAAACAACAACAACAAUCAACAACCACGAAACAAUGCUAAUGCCAUUCCUGUAGUGGGCGAAGGCCUACAUGCUGCACACCAGGCCAUCUUGCAACAGGGGGGUCCUGUGGGCUUCCAGCCCUACCACCGCCCUGUCAAGUUCCCCCUCAGGAUUGUGUUGCUGAUCCUUUUCAUGUGUGUGACGCUGCUCUUGGCCAGCUUGGUGUGUCUUACUUUGCCAGUGUUUGCUGGCCGCUGGCUUAUGUCGUUCUGGACGGGCACUGCUAAGAUCCACGAGCUGUACACAGCUGCGUGCGGCCUGUAUGUGUGCUGGUUGUCGAUCAGGGCCGUCACCGUGCUCCUAGCCUGGAUGCCUCAGGGCCGCAGGGUCAUUCUUCUCAAAGUCCAGGAGUGGACACUCAUGAUCAUGAAGACACUCAUUGUGGCAGUUCUGUUAGCCGGUGUGAUACCGCUCCUUCUGGGUUUGCUGUUCGAGUUGGUUAUCGUGGCUCCUCUCCGCGUCCCGCUUGACCAGACACCUCUGUUCUAUCCUUGGCAGGACUGGGCGUUGGGAGUGUUACAUGCCAAAAUAAUCGCCGCAAUCACCCUGAUGGGCCCUCAAUGGUGGCUGAAGACUGUUAUUGAACAGGUGUACGCCAAUGGAAUCCGCAACAUUGACCUACAUUUCAUCAUCCGAAAGCUGGCUGCUCCCGUCAUUGCUGUGCUGCUGCUGUCCCUCUGUGUGCCCUACGUGAUCGCCGUAGGCAUCGUCCCUAUAAUAGGGGUUACCAUGGAGAUGCAGAACCUGGUUCAGAGGAGAAUCUACCCCUUCCUGCUGAUGGUCGUGGUCCUGAUGGGAAUCCUGUCUUUUCAAAUCCGACAGUUCAAGCGCCUUUACGAGCACAUAAAGAACGACAAGUAUCUCGUUGGACAGAGACUCGUGAACUAUGAACGCAAAGUCGGUAAAGCCAGCGCAACUUCACACAGCAGCUCAGUGCAAGAAUAAAAGCUUCAGGAAACAUGCUCGUCUUCGAUGAAGAGUGUGUGUGUGUUCUGAUCUGGCUCUUCUCCCCCCACCCGUGUUGUGCGUGUGUAUGUGUGUCCUUCAUUUCUCACGUCCUGUCCAAGAUUCAAGAACUCUCAGUGACUCCUGGUGUCUCUGAUUUUGCCUGCAACUUGAGAACUGAAAUGUUUAUAAACCUACAAAAAAAAAAAGGCUAGAAAUCCUUCCAACCAACUUGGAUUUAAAACUGUCACUGUACAUCUUUAAAAAAUGAGUAUGUAUAUUAAUUUAUUAAAUCUAGUCGUCACUUUACUUUGUGGAAUCCUGUUGCUUGGACAGUACCCAUGCCAGUGUAGUGCUCUCCAGUCCUGAGGAUGGUGUCCUGGAGUCCGGGGCUGAGAACACAGUCGGACAGACGUACGCUUCUUAGCACUCAGCUGUAAUAUUAGAAGCCUUUUUUUAUUUAUUUGAUUUCUACACAUAGAUUCUGUUAUAGAAUUUGUUAAUUACAGCCGUCUGUUGCUGAUCGUUUUAAACUCUAACAGCGUAGAGGAAGUGGGCGGAUUGUGGAUUUGAUGCUCAAGCCACAGAAGACAAAACAAUCCAGGUCCUCGUGGGACUGUUGCUUUUUUUUCUUUUUAAUUAAUGCAGAACAUUGGAGAGAAUGAGAGUUAAUUUUAUUGAAGCAUGUCGUAUAUGAGCACGGAAACUGCACCGUGGAGUCCAAGCUAAAGUCGGACAGCAGUGUUUACGGCUCACUGUGACCUAUGAAGCUUACUUUGGGCCUUGGUUUUCUGUCCAGUUCUGCAGCGCUCCAUCUCUCCUGUUAAUCUCUCUCGUGUGCAGAUUGCCUCAGUUCCUAGCAUGAGUUUCCUGUCAAAAGUGUUGACUGUUGUGGGUCUCGUACUUCACCACCUCACUGAGGAUGCAGGACGUGCUUCAGAAAACUUUGAAACGUCUUAACAGCAAUAGGUUGAAGAUCUGGUCAGAAAGAUGAAUCAGUGUUUGUAUGAUUCCACCUCUAUCCGUUAAAUCGUUAUGAAGUUUUUCCUCAAUAUCAGGGAAUGCUUUAUGAUGUGGAAAGACUGGUGCAGUUUGGUAGAACAAAGUCAUUUUGUGUUCAGGUUCCAGAAGACUCACUUAACACUUUGUACAUAAUGUAAAAUUGAUAAUACUGACAGAUCGCGUUUUGUAGCCAAGUCAUUUCUUUAUGUCUGCCACAAAUCUGCUCUCAGAAUGACCCGACCCUGUAUACUGUAGGCUUCUUAAUAUCGUUUGGGCUCCUUUUCAAAGCAAAAUGUUUCUAUUUUUAUAUGUGCGUGUACUGACUGGCAGGUUCUCGAUACGUUCGUCUCUCGGCUGCUUCCCAAGUUUUUUUCAGAAGCAAGGUGUCGACGUGGAGCUGUGACGCUGUGUUAGGAUACAGAUGGCAUGCUGGUACAGUACUAAAGAAUCUCACACGUCAGGUCACCGCAACCUUGUCCUAUCCAUAGCAUGUUCGUGUGAGACAUAUUCAGUAUUCUGAAUGUUUUAAACCUCCUGCUAGGAGGCUGUGACUGUAAUUACAUCCUUAUGCAGGCAGACAAGUACAAAUUUCUUUCUUUUUCCUUUUUUUUUUUGGUGUUUGUUAGAAAAUUUUAUUACAAAUAUUAAAUCAAAAGUGUGAUA